Molecule: messenger RNA, 3407 nt
Organism: Pistacia vera
Lineage: Eukaryota; Viridiplantae; Streptophyta; Magnoliopsida; Sapindales; Anacardiaceae
Product: protein starmaker
Exons: 3
Coding region: 305-2860 (851 amino acids)
Source: RefSeq, a predicted model, not a curated record
AGUUCGUAAAUAUAUAACCCAAGCAAACAGAAGGGAGGUUAUUUUUGUCCAGAGAGUUGUCCCCUGAAUCAAUCCGAUUAGGGUUCUUCGUCGAAGCUAGUAACAUCAAAACACAGAACAAUCAAACCACGCGGUUCCUGUAAACCACUGCACACCAGGUACGUUGCACGCGUUUCUCAAUUUCUCAUUAACGCGUCGAAUUUGAAUCGCGACGUUUCUUACUGAAUUUUUUCUCGCUUGCACGACCUGGAUCGUGACCGUUAGAUCUAUACUUUUGAACUUGGAGUUGUAAUUGUGAUUAGAUAUGUACAACGGCAUCGGGUUACAGACCCCGAGAGGGUCCGGGACCAACGGUUACAUUCAAACGAACAAGUUUUUCGUCAAGCCGAAGACGGGUAGGGUUACUGACAACACCAAGGGUUUCGAGGCUGGUCAAGGCACGGCUGGCGUCACUAGGAAGGCCAACAAGGAGAUCCUCGAGCAUGAGCGUAAACGUCAGAUUCAGCUUAAGCUCGUGGUGCUCGAGGACAAGCUUGUUGACCAGGGUUACACGGAGGCCGAGAUUGAAGAGAAGCUUGAGGAAGCUAGAAGGACGUUGGAAGCCGCCUCAGUUUCUGAGGAAAGUGGUGGAGAUGCAAAGGUGUCUGCAACAGAAACUCACAAAAUUGCCGCUAGAAAGGAGAAGCAGAUGGAACAAUUUAGAGCUGCUCUUGGUAUAAGUACGGCUGAAACUAAUGAGAGAGCUGGAGGAGGGGACGAUGGAACAGGUGGUCCAAAGAAUGGUUUGAAUGAUGAUAGCAAUUGGCUUGAGAAAGGUGAACAUGCUUUUUUGGAUAGAGAGACCAGCUGGAAGAGACAUAUAGCAGAAGAUGGAAAAGCUGAGAAGGAUGAUAAGAAAAAGGUUGAUAAAGAUGUGAAACAUAAGAAGGAUGAGCCUCGGCGCCACAAGGGAGAUAGUAGAAAGAGAAGACAUAGGGAUGAUUCUUCUGAUUCGGAUAGCAGUAAUAAGCAUAGCGAAGGGAUUUCAAAGAAGCAUCAUAAACGUAGCCUGAGGAGUGAUUCUGAGAAUGAGACUGAUAGUGACCAUGGUAAGAAAACAAGUAAAUCUUCAAAGAAGCACAAGAAAAGCAGAAAAAAUUUAAGUGACAGUUCUGAUUCUUCUAGUGAUGAUGAUGACAUUGGUAAGGUUAGUUCCAAAAGGAAAGUUGAUAAAUAUGGAAAAUCUCAUAGGAGGCAUGAUUCGGAUGAUAGUUCUGAUUCUGAUGAAGGCUUCUAUAAACAGAAGACUCAGAAGGGGAAGCAGAAUAUAAAAACAAGAGCACCACAUGAUUCUAAGGAUGACUCUGAUACCAGCAGUGGGAUGGAAAAGAAAAGAAGUCAAAUUGGAAAACAGAACUAUCAGCAGGGUGGAAGCCAUAGGAGAGAGGGAGAAAAUUCUGAUGUGAAGCCUCAUAGGAAGAGCAAUAAUGAUAGAUAUGGAAAAAGCUCUAGAAGUAAGGAUGAUGAUGACUUGGUAAAAAGGAGCCAUAAGAGGAAUGAGUCAGAUGAUGAUUCUUCUGAUGCUAGUAUUGAUGAAAAAAUUGAGAAGGGUAGGAGAAGCAGGAGACAUGAUUCUGGUGAAGAAGAUUCAGAUUCCAGUUAUGAGAGAACAAGGUCCAAGGCAACUGAAAAGAAGUCAUCUUCUCUGACUGAUGACAGUGAUAACAGUGACUCUCAUAAAGGAAGCAGUGACAGUGAUUCAGACAAUAGUGGGAGUGAUGACAGACAUGAGAGAAGUGGGAAAAACUCUCUGGGUAAAAAAAGAAGUGGACGUGGAGAUGCUGUUAAUGAUAGAGGUGGACAAAGUGGUCCUGGAUCAAGUCUUGCUUUAAGUGACAGAAGGCGAGGAAGAAGUGAUCUUGACAAUGAUGUCGCAUUAGAGACAUUGAAAAAACUAGAAGAGAAAAGUCUGCACCAUUAUAGGGGAGAUGCUGGGGAUAGGUAUAGAUCCACCUCUGGACAUGAGGAAAGGAUGGCAGGUAAGAGGAAGUUUGAUGACGGAAACAGGGAGGAGCAUACGGAAUCAAAAUUAAGAAGUCGGAUUGUUGGGAAGGACACUGAGCACAAAGAUCAUCCUGCAGAUGUGAACCUUGAGUCUGAAAUGGGCUCUAGACUGUAUAGAAACAAGGAUAUUCAGAGGGUGGAUGAUUGGGAUUACAAAGAGAAUGCAGGGGGAAGAAAGCAAAGCAGGGAUAAUGGGGAGCGUAAGGAGAGAAAGUACCAAAGAGAUCAGGAAGAGCAUGCUGGGGGAAGAAGGCUCAGUAGGGAUGAAGAAGAGCGUAAAGAGAGAAGGCACCAAAGAGAUGAGGAGGAGAAUGGAGGGGGAAGGUGGUAUAGCCGAGAUGAAGAGGAGCGUAAAGAGAAAAGGUUCCGAAGAGACGAGGAAGAGCAUGUAGGGGGAAGAAGGCACAGCAGGGAUGAAGAGGAGCGUAAAGUGAGAAAGCGCUAUGAAGAUGAGGAAGAGCAUGCAGGGGGAAGGAGGCACAGCCGGGAUGAAGAGGAGUGUAAAGAGAGAAAGCGCAAUGAUGAUGAGGAAGAGUAUUUAGGUGGAAGAAGGCACAGCAGGGAUGAAGAGGCGCGUAAAGGGAGAAAACACCAAAGAGAUGAGGAAGAGGAUAGCAAGUAUAGAAGGCAUGGAGAAUAUGAUGAAGGGCUUCAUCAGGGUAGUCGAAAGCAUGGAAGAGGGGAGGAAGAUGAAAGAGGAAGUAAAGGUCGUGAGCGUGAAAAACAAUCUGAUUACUCCAAAAGAGGUAGAUAUGAUGAUUCUCGGUCAAGUGAGAGAAAGAGGUACAAAGGUGAUGAUGAUUGGGGCAGAUAUUGAGACUAGAGAUUCUUUAUGAGAUUCAGAGUAUAGCUGCCUUGCCAAACCAAUUCCGACUAAGUAGACAUUCUUCAAGAGCUGAACGAGUUCAUUAAGGUUUAGGGAGGUGGAAACUCUGCUGCAUGUAUUGGGUGAUACAGAGCAACUGUUGAUUUCUAUGAGAGGUUUUUGAUCUCUCAUACAGUUAUCUUGUACCAGUUUGUGAAGGCGUAUUGCUGAAUAAGAUUUUCACUCUUUGUUGAAUGAAUGUGUACUUAGUUUAUUAUGCUAAGGUUACAGUGGGGAAUGCUCGUGGCUUGGCUGGAAAACUUGGGUGACAAAUAUUACUUGCUAUCUCACAAUGUACUUGGUUUGAUCUAAAGGGAAAUGAAACCCUGAGUAAUAUGUUUUGAUAUUGGUAGAUGAUGAUGAUCUACAUCUACCUGGUUUUGUUGUCUUUUAAGGAUUUUAUUAUUUUAACAUAAAACUUAUUCCAUGUUGUGAGAAACAUGAUUCUAAUUCUUGAAUCAUAGUAUAGAUGAUAAGAGUUUUGAGUAUUAUAAUUUAA